UUACACUCUCUGUAGUUUGCCUUCUUGACACACCUUUUGUUGUCUCGUCUAGCUACUAGCUAGAGUUGGCUAACCGUUGCUAGCUAGCGAACAUCACCCGCCAGCGGUGAAGUUUAGUUAGGGCAAAACAGCAACUCUGAAGCCGAGGGAGUCGACACGUGACGGCUGACACCCUGCCAGGAUGAGUGGUGAUGAAGUGAACCCAGCUGCAGUGGCAAAGCCAGUAGAGGAUGCGCAAGGAGAUGACCGGUGGAUGUCUCAGCACAUAAGAUUUGUGCAGGAGUGUAAGGAUGCUGAACCAGACGUGCUUUUUGUGGGAGAUUCUAUGAUACAACUAAUGAAGCAGUAUGAGGUCUGGAGGGAGUUAUUCUCUCCUCUUCAUGCGCUCAACUUUGGCAUUGGAGGGGACAACACCUGUAAUGUGCUGUGGAGGCUGCAGAAUGGAGAGCUGGAUAACAUCCGUCCCAAGGUGGUGGUGUUGUGGGUAGGAACCAAUAACCACCAACACACAGCAGAGCAAGUUGCAGGAGGAGUUCAUGCUAUUGCGCAACUGCUCACCUCCCGCCUACCCAAGGCGAAGAUAGUUGUUCUGGGUCUGUUGCCUCGAGGGGAGCGACCCAACCCCCUGAGGGAGAAAAACGCGGCGGUUAACGAGAUUCUGUGCGACUCGCUGCCGCGGCUGGGCCGGGCUCAGCUCCUGGACGUGAGCCGGGAGUUUGUUCACUCUGACGGCGCCAUCAGCCCGCAGGACAUGUUUGACUUCCUCCACCUGACGCCCACAGGCUACCGCAAGCUGUCCAAGCCUCUCAGUGACCUGCUGCUGCAGAUCCUGGAAGAGAAGCCAGGGGAGCGGCGGGCCCCCCUGGUUUGAGGGGCCCCGGCCCAGCACCACAUUUAUCUAGUGGUAUGUCUCACCCGCUGCUCUGGGAGACGGGGGAGACAUGUCCCUGGUAUCUGGAGGAGGAAGGGCUCACUCAUAGGGUGGGGGGGAGGCACACCGAUGUGAGUGGGCCCUGAAGGGGUGUGGGAUCACAUACAUGAGGGAUGGGUGUGGAGAGGGAGAGAGACCUCACUACAGACGUACACACUGUGAAUGCAAAAGGUUUACCAAUGUCAGCCUACUAUGAAUUAUAGACGGAUAUACCGAGCUCACGCAGGACUGCAGUGGAACACACACAUUAAUUAGUCAAUAAAAGUGUGUUUCCAUCUGGGAUAUGAUGCAAAACAGAAAAACGAUGACAUUUCUUCUUCUGUGAUUCGACUGCAAAACAGUUAGCUGUGUGAACUUUAUGUUAAUACAUAAGAAGUGCACUGCUCCACACAUACAGAACGAGAACGUUAAAAAACAUUGAACAAUGUUAUGAGUCUGACCUGUGUGAUGCAGAGCAGUGGUUCCCAACCCGAGGGUCAAGGCCCCCUAAGGUGGCACCACAAAUGUUAAAGGUCAAAAGAUAGUUAAGAGUUAAGAUGGGAAAAUACACUUACCUUUUCAGCCAAAUUGAAACAAUCUGAGAAGUAAAGUAACCUUUUAAGGUCGCCUGGUCCAAGGGUCGGGAAUCACUGUCUUUAUACAAUUAGGUAUCGCACUAUUUAAAAAAAAUCUCACUAUUAGAUGAUUUUGCUUUAAUAAUCCAGUUUAGCAAAAGUCAUACAAAUUACACACAUUUACUUUGAUAUCGUUUUGUCUGUCCAGCUCUUCAUGUUUAUUACUUCAUUUACUCAGCAAGACAAGAGCACUCUAAAUGUUUACUUUUGAAUUAAGUCAAUACUUGGAAGUCAUUUUUAACCUAUCAAUAUCAGAUAUAUCCGUGUAUAUCCGGGGAGAUAACUGCUUCCCAACAAACCACACAUUCACCACGCUUCUGUCUUAAGUGAUUGAACAUCAAGUGAAAAUCAUGUCGUCCUAUUUACUCAUUUAUGAUGAUCCCUGAUCACUAACACAAACACCUUUGUGUAAAACGUGUGAUUACAUUUUACUUGUACAUUUUACAGAUACAUCUACUGUGACAUUUGAUGUCUUAAAACUAGCGUUUCAAACGUUUUGUGUUGCCAAAACCGAGACCUGCCGGCUUUUUUAAAUUGUGAUCGUACUGUUUCAUAAGCUUUGCAGUGCAACCGAGCACUUGAUUUUAUUUUUAUUUUUCAAAAUGAAGUAAAAUAAAUGGGGAUUCUCGCUUCAGCUCCAGUCCUCGUGUUAUUCCAUAUGAAAAUACAGAUGGAUUUGGAAAAUCUUCUCUGUCUGUAUCUCACACUAAUGUUAAAACACUAGCAGCCUAACACUUUGACAAGCACAUGCUCUCUCUCCUUCUCCCUCCUAAAUACAUGGAUAUUCAGUAUUCUCUCUAAAAAGCACCUCUUUAUUCUGCUUCUCGCCUCCUCGUCUCUCCCUGUUGUAUUUAUAGUCAACUCUCCCCCUCGGCCCUGACAUCUGUAGUUACUGAAUCUUUUUAGGAAUAAAAAGUAGUCACAUGCUUAAUCUCCUGAACACGGCUAUGCUGAUCAUUGUCGCGCGAAAUGCUAAAAAGCAAAUACAAUUCACCUUAAAAAAAACAUGACGUCUGUUAGCUUCUGCUGUAGCUGUUUCUUCAUGAGUCAAAUGAUCCGAUGUUGCUGUCUUAAGCUCUGCACGCCUGUGUGCUGUGUGAUAUAUAAAUGGUGUAUGUGUGUGUGCCUUAAGUGUUCCUAGGGAUGGUUGUGUACAGUAUGUCUGGUACUGGAUUGUGUAAGUUGGACAUAUGAGUGUCUUAACUGUGACCCCCGCUGUAUAUAAGACGUGAAGCUUGAGGAAAUGAUGUUUGAAGGGGGUUCAGAUUGUGGGAGUCUGUGUUUGGUGCGAUACAACAUGUGCACUGUUUGGCUCAUGUCAUGUUGAGGUAAAGCAUUCCAAUAAAGAAAACAAGGAUCUGA
Gymnodraco acuticeps is the source of this 2907-nucleotide messenger RNA. RefSeq names its product platelet-activating factor acetylhydrolase 1b, catalytic subunit 2 (gene pafah1b2). NCBI's taxonomy places the organism in Eukaryota, Metazoa, Chordata, Actinopteri, Perciformes, Bathydraconidae. Bases 182 to 871 code for a protein of 229 amino acids. The record is from RefSeq and is a predicted model, not a curated record. The transcript is spliced from 6 exons.